UAUGUUCUUAAUGAAGAGUUUUUUGAAGGUGAUGACAACAAGGUUCAUUUUUUUAGUGGACUGAGCAAUUUUAAAUUGCUAUCAUUGAUACUGAACCUUUGUCGUAAACAGAUUGAUCAUCCAAAUUCCAGAAAAUUAACUCCUUUUCAAGAGAUGAUAGUAUGUUUGAUGAGACUUCGCUUAAAUUUAAGUCUGGAAGAUUUGGCUUACAGAUUUAAUAUUUCAAAAGCAACAAUAUGCCGAAUCUUUGACAAGUGGCUGCACAUUUUAUACAUCAGGUUAAGCAGAUUGAUUGUUUGGCCUGAGAGAGAUGUGCUGCAAAAAACUAUGCCCAAAGAAUUUAAAAAAACUAUUGGCAAUAAGAUUGCAGUAAUAAUAGACUGUUUUGAGCUUUUUAUUGAACGGCCUUCGUCAUUAGAUGCUCGCUAUUUGACAUGGUCCCAGUAUAAGCACCAUAACACAGUAAAGUUUUUAAUAGGUGUUACUCCUCAAGGAUCUGUGUCUUUUAUAUCAGAACCUUGGGGAGGAAGGGUUAGUGACAAACACCUAACCGAACAUUCUGGAUUGCUUAAAUAUUUACUGCCUGGAGAUUUAGUGCUAGCAGACAGAGGUUUUAACAUUACAGAUAGUAUUGGAAUUACUGGAGCACAGCUAGCAGUUCCUGCAUUUACCAGAGGUAAACAACAACUCUCUGCAUUGGAAGUAGCAGAAAGCAGAAAGAUGUCUCAUUUGAGAAUCCAUGUGGAGCGAGUAAUCGGUCGCAUUAAAAAUAAUUUUAAAAUUCUAGAGUCAACAUUGCCAAUUGAGCAUGUGACACUAAAGGGACAUGACAGUGUCACAUCAAUAGAAAAGAUUGUACAUGUUAGUUGUGCUUUAAUAAAUUUAUGUAAUAGUGUUGUGCCAUUUGAAUAAAAUCAAGUUUACACUGUGUAAUGUUUUAAUAAAUCUUUAUUUACAAUUUCAGUCUAUUGUUUUGAAUACCAACGUGCUGUCAGUUCUGGUAAUAUACAUAAUUUGAAAAAAUUUCUUGCUUU
This is a messenger RNA of Centruroides sculpturatus (bark scorpion), 1034 nucleotides long. RefSeq lists its product as uncharacterized. NCBI's taxonomy places the organism in Eukaryota, Metazoa, Arthropoda, Arachnida, Scorpiones, Buthidae. The transcript has a single exon. The record is from RefSeq and is a predicted model, not a curated record. The annotation marks the transcript as partial.